AUGAUGACAGGUUUCGAAUUGGCAAGUGUCGUCGGAUGGAUGGAUGGAUGGAUGUGUGACAAGGGUGGGCAAGAAAAUAAAUUGAUGAUUACGAAGCCGUUCGACAGUUGUAUAAAGUGCCACGUUAUGUUUUUCUUUAAAAUUUAUUUCUCAUGUAGUGAAUUUUCAAUCAAACAGAAACAAUCCGAAUUUUGUCAAAACUUUGCUUGUGAAUUGCAAACAUGUCUCGACAAGCAUUUGUAUAAUCCAGAUAAAUGUGAGAAAGUUUUGGAUAAAUUGAAGCAAUGCUGUUUGGAUCAUGGUGCUCAAAGUCCAAUUGUUUGUUCCGGUUUUCCUACCUCGAAACCAUCAGCAUCAAAAUAA
Messenger RNA from Adineta ricciae, 363 nucleotides. The record is from the annotation of a GenBank genome assembly. Lineage: Eukaryota; Metazoa; Rotifera; Eurotatoria; Adinetida; Adinetidae.